Anisakis simplex (herring worm) is the source of this 510-nucleotide messenger RNA. Lineage: Eukaryota; Metazoa; Nematoda; Chromadorea; Rhabditida; Anisakidae. The record is from the annotation of a GenBank genome assembly.
AUGCACUCGUUGUUGUGUCUCAAUCUUGAUCUAUCGGCCAUAUAUCAAUGUCUUCGGCAGGGAUAUGAAACACAUCCAUCUGCACCAGAGAAUGUGACCGUUGUGGAUAUUGGUGAGGAUUGGGUUAAAGUUGAAUGGGCUGAACCGAGUGCAAACGCGCAUUUGGUUCAGUCAUUCUCUUUGUUCAUAAGGAAAGAUGAUCGCGACGCAAAAAUUAUUGAAGUGCAAAACGUGACCUCACCGCACAUUGAGUAUGGUCUAGAGACAGAUACUGAAUACACGUUAUUCGUACAAAGUCAUGGCGCUGCCGGGGACAGUCUUAUGUCCACAGCGCAAGUGUUUCUCACACAACCACUGCAGACAUCCAUAUGCACUCAUGGGCAACCACUGUUCCAUCCGAACGGAAAUCGCUACCACUGUGGUGCGGGUAUUCGCAAUUGUCCAGCUGGCUACCAGUGCAUUGUUUCUGGCCAAACCGAAACUGAUACAUACUGUUGCCCGAAACGUUAG